AUGGCGGCCGGCGCCCGAGCCUCCGCCCAGGGCGGCGCAGUGGCCGCCACUACAGGGCCUGCCGCGGGCAACGUGGCCACUGUGCUGCGCCGCGCCGCGCCCGCCCUGGCGCCAUUCGUGCAGCUGCGCGGUUUCGCUGCGGCCGCGCAGCCAGCGCUGCAGACUGACAUGUUCUGCUUCCAGUGCGAGCAGACGCAGGACGGCACUGGCUGCACCACCACCGGCGUCUGCGGCAAGACGCCCCUCGUGGCCGGCCUGCAGGAUCUGACCAUGUACUCUCUCAAGGGCCUCGCGGCCUGGUCCCUGGCCGCGCGUGCUGUCGGUGUCAUCGACCCCGAGAUUGACACUUUCAUCAACGGGUCUGUCUUUGCCACCCUCACCAACGUCAACUUUGAUGACGCGCGCUUCGUGGAGAUCCUGCAGCAGGCAGACGCCUUCAAGGCGCGCCUGGCGGCAGCCGUCAAGGCCAAGGGGGGCGCGCCGCCCCAGGGUGCCUCCGCUGAGGAGCUGGGCUGGGGGGCUGCCGGGCUGCCGCACCCCGUGUCGUGGAGCGUGCCCAAGGGGGCGGGCGCCAAGGAACUGCAGCGCAUCUCGCGCCAGGUGGGCGUCGACGCGCGCCGCCGCACCCUGGGCGCCACCCUGGCAGGCCUGCAGGAGUGCCUCGCAUACGGCAUCAAGGGCGUCGCCGCCUACACCCACCACGCCGACAUGCUCGGCGCGCGCGACCCUGCCCAGUACGCCGCCAUCCAGGAGGCCCUGGUGUUCCUGGCCUCCCCCGCCGCCAAGGACGCCGGUGCCGUGCUGGAGUGGCUGCUGCGGCUGGGGGGCGUCAACCUCAAGACCAUGCAGAUGCUGUCCGAGGCCCACGCGGGCAGGUUUGGCGCCCCCGAGCCGACCCAGGUGACGCUGUCGGUGCGCCCCGGCCCCUGUAUCCUCGUCAGCGGCCACGACAUGGCGGACAUGGACGCCCUGCUGCAGGCCACAGAGGGCAAGGGCAUCAACGUCUACACUCACGGCGAGAUGCUGCCGGCCCACGCCUACCCCGGGCUGAAGAAGUACCCCCACCUGGCAGGGCACUACGGCGGCCCCUGGCAGCUGCAGAAGCGCGAGUUUGCGAUGUUCCCUGGCGCCAUCCUGGCCACCACCAACUGCGUGCUGGAGCCCCCCAAGAGCUACAAGGACCGCCUCUUCACCACAAACGAGGCCGGCCUCACGGAUGCGUGGGGUUGCCGCGCGUGCGUGUGA
Molecule: messenger RNA, 1245 nt
Organism: Monoraphidium neglectum
Lineage: Eukaryota; Viridiplantae; Chlorophyta; Chlorophyceae; Sphaeropleales; Selenastraceae
Product: hydroxylamine reductase
Exons: 12
Coding region: 1-1245 (414 amino acids)
Biological process (GO): response to hydrogen peroxide
Molecular function (GO): peroxidase activity; hydroxylamine reductase activity
Source: RefSeq, a predicted model, not a curated record